AGUAGAGAGGAUGCUGUUGGUUAAAGCGCGCUUUUCUCCGCAUUUGGCCGAAGAUGCUGAAGUAGGCCUACACGGAGUCGGACCAUAAACUAGCCUACAUAAUAUGACACAUAUUAUUCUUGGCUUUGUCAGCUCUAAUAAGGUAAAUGUGAACGCAGAGAAUGCACUCUGGGAACACCGACAUUCCGAUGCAGAAAUCCUCAGCACUCUUCGGAAUGGUCAGUCACCGCCAAACCACUGCGUUUUCAGACUUCACCCUUUCCAUGUACAGUAAAUCGGACUUCUGCGCGAGACGCAUCGGGAACGAUGUUUUUGGAACCCAGACCUGCCGGAGUCCACUUAACAACAACCCCAGUCACUGUCCGAGUCCGAAACGUCUCGCUGUGCCGGAGGAGCGCUAUGGAUUUCAAGAGAAAGGCCAUCUGACAGCCAAAGCUACACGCGCGUGCUUCUCUCUUUCCCCGGAACAAGUCAAUGGAGGCUGUGUUGGGGCCUUCUGCCUAGAGAAGGACAGUGGGUCAGACCUGGGGACCAGUGAAGGGGCUCUCAUGCGUUCUGGGCAGAGUGGGUCUGUCGGGGGCCAGCCUGGUCUCGGAGCCCACUACCAGAGUGUACACUGUGAACGGCCCACACUUCCCCCGCAGCAGGACAGAGAGCAGCAGACAGACACAAGGUCCUCCGCCUUCCAGAGAUCCCUGGCCUCACCAGACCCGACGUGUGGUAGCUCCAAUGGGGCCCGGGGACCUCUGCCGUACCCCGUCAAACAGGAGACCUCCACGGGCUACAAGAGCUCCCAGGGCCUGGGGCCGCCCACCACCCAGGGAGGCUUCCCACCGGGGAGGGGAGGCAUGGGGGUCUGCCGGAGGGACAUGGAGGGCCCUCUUGGCGGAAGAGGUGGCGGUGCCAGCCUUGGGAAAGCGUUGUCGGCAGACACAGCGUACCCGUUUAAUAAUGAAGAUGGCUCCUCCCCGCUGCCUUUGUCCCCUGGUGGCUCCCGUCAUUCAGCGCGGCUUCUGGCCCCCGGCAGCCUGAAGAGACGCUGUUUGUCCCUGGCCUCCCAGACUGCCGCCGCCAGCAGCAACUCCAGCGCCGUGGCCAACGCCGUCAUCACCGCCACCGAGGGGAUCGAUAUCACCGCCAUUAUCUGCUCCUCCCAGAUGUCCGUGGUGGCCUGUGUCAAUGGGCUCCGGACCAACCCGUCACCCCAGCCUGGAGGCGUCUUCUCCUCCCGGACGGCCCCCCGCAAGCCCCCCUCGCCCGCUCCCUGCCUGCUGUCCCUCUCAUCGGGCUCCUCCUCAUCCUCCUCGUCCUCCGUGUCGUCUCUGGAGCCGGAGCACGGUCAGAUCCGGGGACGUGGUGAGGAGCCGGGCUCCAUGCUGCCGGGCCCAGGGGGGGGAGGCCCCGAGGGACUGCUGAUGAGCGCUGCCCUGAUGACGGGAGGCCCACCUGGGAGCACAUCUCUGCUGGAGGGGGGCUGUCAGAGGGCGGGCGGCGGAGCUCUGAAACAGGAGCCCCUGGACGACUUCUCCCCCAGCGAGGAGGAGCUCUUUCAGCACCACUACCACCGCCAUCACCACAACCACCUGCCUGGAUGCACCACUCCCAGCCACCUCCUCCCACACCACCUGGACCCCCCGCGGCCCCCCAUGCCCCCGCCCUACCACCUGUCUCAGUAUGGCCUUCCCAGUCCGGGGGGCCUGCUUCACCUCCAGAACCAAACCCAGUCCGCAUCCUCUUCCUCCUCUGUCCCCCCGGGCCCCAAGGCGUCGGCCCCGGGUGGGGACAGGGAGAACGGCAUCGGCGACAAGCAGGUUUGCCGCUGGAUUGACUGCAGCGCUGGUUACGACCAACAGGAAGAGCUGGUGAGGCACAUCGAGAAGGUUCACAUCGACCAGCGCAAAGGGGAGGACUUCACCUGCUUCUGGGCUGGCUGCAUCCGGCGGUACAAGCCCUUCAACGCCCGCUACAAGCUCCUGAUCCACAUGAGGGUUCACUCGGGAGAGAAGCCCAACAAGUGCAUGUUUGAGGGCUGCAACAAGGCCUUUUCCCGUCUUGAGAAUUUAAAGAUCCACCUGAGGAGCCACACAGGAGAGAAGCCCUACCUCUGCCAACACCCCGGCUGCCAGAAGGCUUUCAGCAACUCCAGCGACCGAGCCAAGCACCAGCGCACUCACCUGGACACGAAACCAUAUGCCUGUCAGAUUCCUGGCUGCACCAAACGCUACACGGACCCAAGCUCCCUACGCAAACAUGUCAAGAUCCACUCGGCCAAGGAGCAGCAGGUGCGUAGAAAGCUGAGGCCCUGCCCCCACCUGGAGCAGGAUGUCCUGAGUGAGUGUCUGUCAGUGCAGCAUCUGCAGGGCCCCAGCCCCUCCCAGCAUUGCUCCGCCUCCACACAGCAGCACCUGUUUAACGGGAAGGACGGACGAUCCCCGAGACUGGCCCAGGACAUCUUCACAGGGCUGUUCUCUGGCUCCAGCACCCCCCAUCAGGGAGUCUCUGUGGAGCUCCUCUCCCCAGGACCAGCCCCCACCCCUAGAUCAGCCCCCACCCCUGGAUCAGCCCCUGAUAUGCCCCCCAGGCAUCCCUGUCUGGACCGCGACCUGGGCAGCCCACAUCAUAUGUCCCCUCUGUCCACCAUGGAGGGCACACGCGAUGGGUUGACAGGUCCUCUCCUCUCCCCGGUGAUGAAGGGGGCAGUGACCCCCCCCCCUCCCAUGGAGAAGCAGCACCUCCCCCACCACCACAAACCUUACUCCCACUACCAUCAGCAGCAGCCCAGCGAGGAUUACCAGGGCAGCUUUCAAAGCUGCUUCCAUUUUGGAGACUCCUAUCGAAUGGAGCAGUCAGUAAAUGGUGUGCACGUACCAAUGGAAACACAUGGCUUCACUUCCCACCAACACAACAGCUUCCACAUGUCCAGCAGUGGGAGUGGCUCUGCAGCAGGCUUCAGCUUGUCCCAGGACCUCCAGGGGUCAGGGGGAUGCCAGUUCUCCUCCAGUCCAGAGGAGAGCAUCUUCUUCCAGGUGAACAGCUUUGACCGCACCCUGAGCCAGAUGUCCUCCAUCUACACUGAGACAUAAGAGUUUGAUGCUGCCCUAUCUACAGCUAGGGGCCUUACAGGGGAGCCAUCUCAACAGUCUGAAGUGGUGUCCUUUCCAUAGGGGAGCCAUCUCAAUAAUCAAAAGUGGUAUCCUUUCCAUAGGGGAGCCAUCUCAAUAGCCUGAAUUGGUAUCCUCUCCACAGCAGAGCCAUUUCAAUAGUAUGAAGUGGUAUCCUUUCCACGGCGGAACCAUCUCAAUAGUAAGAAGUGGUAUCCUUUCCACAGUGGAACCAUUUCAAUAUUUUGAACUGGUAUCCUUUUCUUAGUCUUCUUAUAAGUCUGUACUGAUAUUUAGGAUACGAAAUGACCUAACGCAAGCCAACCAGAAGAGUCCAAAGCCGUGUUGCCUCAUUAUCAGAUCAGGUUGGAUGAAAGAGACUAGGAAAAAAGGCCCUUUAAGAGUAUUGAGAUAUACCCAAGAACACCUAAGUUCUCCCAAUGGUUCUACAGGUCAGUGGCCAUCCUUAUGUCGUUUUUUCUACUGCUUCUAACCUACUCAGUCAUAACUUUGUAGCAUGACAGUUUUCUACUUGCCGAAGAGACUCUACAGUCUUACAUGGACCCAAAUGAACACAUUCCAAUCAGACAUGACUCUUGUUUUAUCUUUACAUUGUUUCAUCUAAAGGUUGACAUGUAGAGAAAUAUAUAUUUUUGCUGUGUUGUUUUUACAGUGGAAAAAAGUUACUUGUAUGCUUUCAUGUAUUUGUUUGGAUUGUUUAAGAUAUUUCUGGAAUGGUGAAUGGAGAUGUGGCAAACAGUGAUACAUUAAAUAUUCUGGAACACAGUCAAAUCUACUUUAUCAUGUGUAUAAAUGUACAGUUUGUUUAAAAGUCUUUUGAAUGUU
Molecule: messenger RNA, 3947 nt
Organism: Esox lucius (northern pike)
Lineage: Eukaryota; Metazoa; Chordata; Actinopteri; Esociformes; Esocidae
Gene: glis1b
Product: zinc finger protein GLIS1
Exons: 11
Coding region: 162-3083 (973 amino acids)
Biological process (GO): regulation of transcription by RNA polymerase II
Cellular component (GO): nucleus
Molecular function (GO): DNA-binding transcription factor activity, RNA polymerase II-specific; RNA polymerase II cis-regulatory region sequence-specific DNA binding
Source: RefSeq, a predicted model, not a curated record